CGCAGUUUGAGACACUCUCUUAACAAUCACACACUCACGCGCGCGCACGUCUGAACCAAAAAAAGCACACUCCAAACUCCACCGGUGUGAGGGGUGGCGGGGAGGGGGGCAUAGAAAUGAGAUUUGAUUCCAAACGCGCACCGAUGGCGGUGUGAGGCGUUUGGCUGAGAAGUACGCACGGCGCUGUGGAUUUGUGAACCUUUUUUGUGCAUCUUCUUCCAAUCUGGAUCCUGGUUGAGGGGAAAUAAAUAAAGCUAUGGAUUACUCAGUCUGCCUACUUUUACUCCUUUCAACCAUUUCGUCUGUGUCGCGCGGACUAUUCCCAACACCGCAGAUAAUAAAGGAAUGGGUGGACCAGAUGCAAAAAGAGUUGAUCACAUUAACAGACACAUCCAGUGGUAUACAAAACCUAAUACAGAUAUAUGAUAACCACAGACCUCACUUCAGUGUUGGGUCCAACAAUGCAAGGGAACUGGUGGCGACAGCUGCUGGCAAUAUAGAGAGACUGCUGGCUAACCGCUCCGAAGCCCUAAAGAGGCUGGCAUCAGAAGCAGAAAGGUUACAAAUGGAGCACGUGUGGCGGGACGACAGUGAGGCCGACAAAAUUGUUUACUACAAUGCCAAAGAGGACUUUAACCAGACACAGACUAAGAAGAACCGAUAUGUUCCAGAUGAUUUCGAGAUAGACCCUGACUUCAAACGACUCGUCUCUUACAACACCACUGCCGUCCACAUCCCUACGGAUAUAUAUGAAGGCUCUACCAUCAUUUUGAAUGAGCUAAAUUGGACAGAGGCCUUGGAGGAGGUUUUCCGGAGCAACAAAGAGGAAGAUCCGUCACUCCUCUGGCAGGUGUUUGGCUCUGCCACCGGAUUGGCUCGGUACUACCCAGCAUCUCCUUGGAUCAACUCGAGCAAUUCGGCAAAUAAGAUCGACCUCUACGAUGUGCGCAGGCGACCGUGGUACAUUCAGGGGGCGUCGUCACCCAAGGACAUGCUGAUCCUGGUGGAUGCGAGUGGCAGCGUUUCAGGUCUCACCCUUAAACUCAUCCGAACGUCCGUCAGCAAGAUGCUAGAGACCCUCUCUGACGAUGACUAUGUGAACGUGGUCUAUUUCAAUGACAAAGCCACGUAUGCGUCAUGCUUUGAGAACCUGGUGCAGGCCAACGUCCGCAACAAGAGGAUGCUGAAAGAUGCUGUGCAGAGCAUCAGUGCCAAGGGUAUCACCAACUACAGAGGCGGCUUCGAGCUGGCCUUCGAGCAGCUCGCACAGAUGAAUGUGUCAAGGGCCAACUGUAACAAGAUUAUCAUGCUCUUCACUGACGGAGGAGAAGAGAGGGCAGAGGAGAUCUUUGAAAAAUACAAUCCUAAGCAAGCGGUGCGCAUCUUUACAUUUUCAGUAGGUCAACACAACUACGACAAAGUACCAAUACAGUGGAUGGCCUGUGCUAACAAAGGGUACUACUAUGAGAUCCCAUCUAUAGGUGCCAUCAGGAUCAACACUCAGGAGUACCUGGAUGUUUUGGGCAGGCCUAUGGUUAAGGCCGACAAAAAGGCCAAGCAGGUUCAGUGGACCAACGUCUACCUGGACGCACUGGAGCUUGGCUUGGUGAUCACUGGAACGCUGCCUGUCUUCAACAAGACCAACACAGGCUCAAAGAAAUCUCAAAACCAGCUCAUCUUGGGGGUUAUGGCUAUUGAUGUUUCCCUGGAAGAUAUUAAGAGACUGACACCUCGAUUUACUUUUGGACCAAAUGGCUACUACUUUGCUAUUGACCCCAAUGGAUAUGUGCUGCUCCACCCUAAUCUCCAACCAAUGACUGCCAAGUUUCAUGAACCUGUAACUUUGGACUUCCUGGAUGCAGAGCUGGAGAACGAGAUCAAAGUGCAGAUUAGAAAAGAAAUGAUUAGUGGUUCUACAGGGAAUUACACAAUAUCUACAUUGGUGAAAUCCCAAGAUGAGCGCUACAUUGACUUGGGUCAGAGGACGUACACCUUUGCACCAGUGAAGGGGACAGAUUACAGCCUGGCCCUGGUCCUUCCUGAGUACAGUAUGCAUUACAUUCGGGCCAAAAUCGGGGACACAAUUACCCAGGCAAAAUCGUUUUUGGGGAAAGAUGUUUCUGAAAGCUUGCUGGCAGACAAGUUUGAUGAAUAUGGCUAUACACUUAUUGCACCGAGGGUGUACUGUAAGGACUUAACACUUGACAAGAACAAAAGCAACACUGAGUUCCUCAUGGAGUUCAACAAUUACAUUGACACAAAGACUCCAAACAACCCCAUGUGUAAUGUGGAGCUGGUGAACCGAUUGCUCCUGGAUGCAGGCAUCACCUCGGAUCUGAUCAAGAUUUGGAAAGAGAGAGAGUUGCAGCACGGUGUCUUGGCCAGAUUUGUUGCCACCGAUGGAGGGAUCACACGGGUCUACCCCAAAAGUGCUGGGCUGUCCUGGAAAGAAGAAGCAGAGACAUACGAGUCAAGUUUCUAUAAGCGAAGUUUGGACAAUGAUCUUUACAUCUUUACUCCAACACAACCUAAAGAGAACACAAGUGACGACUCAGUCCUGGUGAGCAGAGCAGUAAACAUCGUCAUUGAUAAUAUCACACUCAAACCAGCUGUGGUCGGCGUGAAGUUGGACAUUAGUACCUGGAUGGCGAGCUUCAUCAACAGCACACAGAGGAUGAAUUGCAAUAAUGAGAUCUGCGGCUGUAAGAGAAACGAUGAGAAUGUAGACUGUGUCCUUCUGGAUGAUGGGGGCUUCCUGGUGAUGUCCAAUCAAGAUGAUGACAUAGCUAAGAUUGGCCGUUUCUUUGGCGUUAUCGACCCAAUCCUAAUGAAAGAUCUGGUCAACUCAUCCCUGUUCACCUUUAAGAAGACCUUCGACUACCAGUCGCUCUGUUACCCCAAGAAAGAGAGCAAAGCGGCUGCAGGCCUGCGAUCCGUCUACGUGCCCACAAUUGCAGAUAUUUUGAAUUUAGGAUGGUGGGCGACAGCUGCAGCCUGGUCAAUACUGCAACAGUUACUGGUCACCAUCACUUUCCCUAAUUUCCUGGACGCAGCCGAGAUGGAUGAUGAUGUGUCAGAUGCCAUGAAUAAAGAGGUUUGCAUCACAGAGCAAACUCAGUACUACUUUGAGACCAACAACCUGUCUUUCAGAGGCGACAUUGACUGCGGAAACUGCUCCAGGACCUACCAUGCUGAAAAGCUGCCCAAGACGAACCUGGUCUUUGUCAUUGCUGAUGCAAAACUCACCUGCUUGUUCUGUGACACCAAGCCAUUAAUACAGGAUGAACAGCAGUCUGAUGGCCCUGAUCCCUGUGAAAUGGCUCGCAAUCCUCGGUUCAGGAAAGGGCCCGAACUGUGUUUUGAUAAAACUGAAUAUGAGGAGGACCCUGACUGUGGCGGGGCAUCCGGCCUGAGCCCCUCACUUUGGCUAAUGAUGGCCCUUCAGCUGACGCUGCUCUGGGUUUUGACUGGCUCCAGACACCAUGCCGUCCCAUCAUGACCUCUGAAACAUCCUGAUCGCACCCCCGUCUCUCCCACACCGUUAUCUCCAAAAUGGCAACCAGCAUGCAACGCUGCCACCGAAAUGACAAUCGCCCGAUGAGAAGUGCUUGUAACAAACAAAAACCUGUGAGCCCAACAUCCUGCCAGUUUCUUCUUUUGAUACCUUCAUUUUCAGGGGUUGCUCAAAGUGAUUUCGCCGGGUGCAAGGAUACAAGUGAUGAAAGAAAUGCAUAUUGGAAGAUAUCGGUUUUAAAACUCGAUCCAAACCUAUCCUUCAUCCCUUCAAUGGUCUCAGCCAGUUGAUUAGAAGAAUCCAGAGAUUGAUUUUGAUUGGCAAAUUCUGAACUUUCCCAGGCUUGAUGUCAUUGAUGAAAGAGAUUGGACUGCCUUAUAGUUUCAAGGGGAAUUAAAUCACCAUAGGGGGGGGACUAUUUAUUGAAGAUGUUGAAGUUUUAUUCACCACUGCCAGAAACAGCGCUGCCCUUUGCAAGCGUACAGUUUAUUUUGAAUUGAUUUGCAGUGGUUGCUAGUUAUUAGGUAUUUAUUGUUUUGUGGUUGAGAAUUCGGCUAAGAUUGCAGUAACAGAUGCCAAAUUUUUAGAUCACAAGCUUGUGCCCUCCAUUUGCCUCCAUUGGACUGCUGAUAAUAACAGUCUGAUACUGAGAUAGCACUACCCAGAGCAUUUUCACAGUGUCUCUAAGGGUUCACAAGAUGCAUCGUCUUCACUUUCGCCCCAGUGUUCUUUCAUGUAGAUACUGUAUUUGCAGUGUAGAAAUCAUGUUCAUUGUUAUGUUUAUGCACAGAAACCAACCUUUCAACUGCCACAGAGCACCUGCUUCUGAGUGUACGGAUUUUAACUUUGUAGCUGAUCAUCUAACCAUCAGUCCUGAUCAAGAGUGGUAAAUUAUCUGGAUUUCCCGCCUUGAUGUUGGAUUGCUCCAAUGAAAACUUUGUUGCCAUAGUGCGCAUUAAUCAGUCAGGGUGAGCCUGGCUGGUGUCCUAUGCAUGCUCACUGGACAAAAUCUCUAGUGCCAUGUGAACUGUAUGACUCAGAUGAACCCUUUAGCUUCCUUAGGCUGUGGCUACUGAAUGGAAGUGUUGUAUUUAUUUGUUUUUCUUUCUAUUGGUUAUUUGAAUCAAGUGUCAGGGCAGUAUGCUACUGUUUGUUUUAUCGCCACCACUAAAGAAAAUAAAUGAGGGGAAUAUAAGAGUUUGUAAUUGACAUUUUGGUCAACAAAACAGGAAAAUUUGUAUUCACUGCUGUCACUUUUAAAUUAAAUGACUACUAUCUGCACUGCAGUUCAAAGUGCAGCUGUUAUGUGUCUUUAAGUCUGGUCUCCUGACAGCCUCUGUCUCUGUGUAAUAGUGAGGUUUCCUCUUGCAGUUUAUUAUACUGUGGAAUGAUAUAAUUUGCAGCAGAAAUCACUGCAGCCAGUCUCUGCUUAUGGUCCUAUCUACUGCUGUAUUGUUGUAUUCAUCUUGUUUCAUUUUGUGUGCCUUCUUUUCCAUUGGUUAAAUGCAUUAAACAUAACUAAUGUAAACUUA
Molecule: messenger RNA, 5046 nt
Organism: Micropterus salmoides (largemouth bass)
Lineage: Eukaryota; Metazoa; Chordata; Actinopteri; Centrarchiformes; Centrarchidae
Gene: cacna2d1a
Product: calcium channel, voltage-dependent, alpha 2/delta subunit 1a
Exons: 40
Coding region: 257-3499 (1080 amino acids)
Cellular component (GO): L-type voltage-gated calcium channel complex
Molecular function (GO): voltage-gated calcium channel activity
Source: RefSeq, a predicted model, not a curated record